This is a messenger RNA of Rubroshorea leprosula, 1620 nucleotides long. Lineage: Eukaryota; Viridiplantae; Streptophyta; Magnoliopsida; Malvales; Dipterocarpaceae. The record is from the annotation of a GenBank genome assembly.
UUUUUUUUUUUAACAAUUUUUGGGGUCAAUGAACUAAUAUUCUAUUCAGCUAUUCAUGGUAGUUAUGCCCUCCAUCUGUGUCAACAUACUUUCUAAUCCACCUGGGGAGCUCACCAGGGAAGCAGUACAAAAGUGUAAUCUCUGCCAUUACAUUCUCCUUUGAUAUUUGUUGUCUUGCUCUGGAGAAUCUUUCUUGUAUGACAGACCUGAUUUGAAGUUCUUGCAUUUUAAUAGGAAAGAGUUAAUUACAUAGCGUAGUCCUAUGGUUUGCAAAGGAAGGUCAGGUGCAUAUUUAAUUUCUAUUGUUUGUUUGUUAAACUGUGCCUGCACAUUAAACAUUUGUAAUUUUUUGUGUCUUACUGGAUUAGGAAUGGACCACUAUGACCCGCAAGCACAGAGAAGGGAGAUGAAGCAUAAAGGAAGGAAUGUGGUAUGGUCAAUUGCAAUGGACAAGUGUCUGAUUGAAGCUCUUGCCAUUCAGGCUAAAAAUGGGAAUAAAAUUGACAAAUGCUUCAAUGAAAAUGCAUAUACUGCUGCUUGUUUUGCUGUGAACUCCCGCUUCAAUUUAAACUUGAACAAUCAGAAAGUUGUUAAUCGCCUCAAGACAAUUAAGAAAAGGUACAAGGUAAUGAGGGAUAUGCUAAAUCAAGAUGGGUUCAGGUGGAAUCCAAAUACGAAGAUGAUUGAAUGUGACAAUGAAGAUGUUUGGAAGAGAUAUGUAGCUGCACACCCUGAUGCAAGAGGGUUUCGAGGAAAGCAGAUUGAGAUGUAUGAAGAGCUAAAGAUUGUUUGUGGAAAUUAUCAAGCCCCUAGUCGCUGGGCCAAGAUGAAGGAUGGAAGUAAUCCUACUGGCCCUAAGAAUUAUGAUGAAGAUUCUACUUCAUUCCAAUCACCUAGUUCAGAAGAGCAAGGCGAUACAGAUGGAACAGAGUCAUAUUCUGGAACACAAGAGGACGUGCAAGAUGAUAAUCAAGACCCUCCUAUGGUUGAGCCCCUCAGACAACUUCCAAAACGACCUAGAAACUCAGAUGCUGUCCUUCAGGAAGCAUUGUUAACUGUAGCAUCAAGCAUUCGGCGUUUGGCUGAUGCAGUUGAACGAAGUAAAACUGCAAUCAAUCCCACUGAGUUGUUAGAGGCCGUGAUGGAGAUUGAUGGUUUGGAAGAGGCAAAACAGAUGUACGCAUUUGAGUAUUUGAAUGCUGACCCUGUGAAAGCUAGGGCCUUCAUGACGUAUGAUGCACGGAUGAGGAAGAUAUAUCUGUUUAGACAGUUUUGGUGGUGGAAGUGAGUUUAAAGCUGAACAUGGAAACUUUUGGUAUAUAAAGUUACAAACUCCAUUGGUGAUUCUGCACAUUAAAUCAAUUUUUUGUUUUUCCUGCUGCACACAGUUGAAUGUACAGAUGUCAGAUGUUCAAAGGUGAACACAUGACUUAUGGUCAGUACUUGAGAGAUUUUAGGGAAACAAUUUUAGCCUUUGGAUCUGCCUCCACUGAAGCUAGCUAUAUAGUUGUAAAAUUCAAUACACUGCUUUUGCUAUCCUGUUUUCCUCAGAUGGGGUAUAGUCUGUGGAUGUUUUUCAUAUUGCCCCCAAUGUUAGUUGUGCCUGUUGGAUGGUUCGAG